Messenger RNA from Aedes aegypti (yellow fever mosquito), 2512 nucleotides. Its product is annotated as transcription factor YY2-like. Gene Ontology annotation, molecular function: DNA-binding transcription factor activity, RNA polymerase II-specific; RNA polymerase II cis-regulatory region sequence-specific DNA binding. The transcript has 2 exons. NCBI's taxonomy places the organism in Eukaryota, Metazoa, Arthropoda, Insecta, Diptera, Culicidae. Gene Ontology annotation, biological process: regulation of transcription by RNA polymerase II. The record is from RefSeq and is a predicted model, not a curated record. Gene Ontology annotation, cellular component: transcription regulator complex; PcG protein complex. Bases 592 to 1845 code for a protein of 417 amino acids.
GCUUCGCUUCAUCAUGGCCCCUGCUCGAGCUCGAUUCGAUCGCCCAAAAGAGAACAGGCAACGACGACGGCAGACAUCUUUGUUUCUUGCGGACGAGUUUCGCACUCAAAGUGGACAUUUUUCGCCCGUUUUACGCAAUCGCGAGUGUAUUUUGUGGUGGAAAAAUGCGCUGAGAGGAAAGUUUUUCGCCGGGAGGAACUUUUAAAGUGAAUUUUGGCCGUGAAAAGCGGGUUAAAAAGUGAAAAUCGUUCGGUGUUGAACGGGUCGGAAAUAUUUUCGGAUCGCUAUAUGGUUGGCCUACACGGGAGAGAGAAGGAGGGCGAUAUAGUGUGGUGAACAAUAAGUGCGAGCAGGACAGCAGCAGACGGAAAUUUUUCGCCACUUCGAGAAGGUAAUCUGCGUUGCAGAGAGUGAAAAAGAGCAAGAAAAAGGUGCAGGAGACAAACAUCAACAAAAGCGAAUCCUGUGAGGAGUGAAAGAGAAUCAUCCAACAAAGGAAAGGAAGCGCAGAAGAGGCGCAGCACCAGCUGCCGUUUAGGAUUUGGUUUUUCUUCGCCUAGACGGAGCUGGACGGAGAAUCAAGCUGGAGCAAUGUCCUCCCAUCAGGAUAUAAUGUGUGAGGUGGAGAUUUCCGAUUCCAACAUCGUCGAAGUGGUGGACGAUGGCCACUUCGGGGCAGAAAUUGGUUACGAGCAGUACGAGGUCGGUGUGGGAGAUGACCAGUACGAAGAGGUGACCUGCGAAACGGAGGACUCCCAAGGACUGAUGAUGCAUCAUAUGGACGAUGACGAAGAAAUUCUUCACCAGGAAGCGGAUAUUCAGGCUCACGAAGAAGUUCUGGAUUCGUCCGGUGAUCCAAUGUGCGUGUAUGGGGAUAUCAACCUGGAGAAUGAAAUUUACAUUGAAUCCACGCCCGGUCCUAGUUCGAGAAAGCGGAAAUCCGGUAUGAAGCAACCACGUAUCGUGAAUCGUAUCCGGACGAACGACGUUCACAAUCUGACCGCUGUCGAAACGAUGGACGUGAAUCAAAAACCAAGGCGGUGGGAACAGAAACAAGUACAAAUCAAAACCAUGGAAGGGGAAUUCAGCGUAACGAUGUGGGCAUCCGGGACGGACGACGAUGAUGGGUCCAAUCCGGAACCAGAUCCCGAUUACACGGAGUACAUGACAGGCAAAAAGAUUACGCAAGAUAUCCCCGGAAUUGACCUAUCGGAUCCCAAGCAGUUGGCCGAAUUUGCCAGACCAAGUCACAAGACGAAACUGAACAAGAUGGUCAACGUAGUCACGACAGCCGGAAUGUCAUCUAAAAUGUCCACGUCCGGAGGGGAAUCGUCGGAUCGAAACAUCGCGUGUCCCCACAAAGGUUGCAACAAAAUGUUCCGGGAUAACUCAGCCAUGCGGAAACACUUGCACACGCACGGCCCCCGGGUUCACGUCUGUGCGGAAUGUGGCAAAUCGUUUGUGGAAAGUUCCAAGUUGAAAAGGCAUCAACUGGUGCACACCGGCGAGAAACCAUUCCAGUGUACGUUCGAAGGAUGUGGCAAGCGGUUUUCGUUGGACUUUAACCUCCGGACCCAUGUGCGGAUACACACAGGAGACCGGCCGUACGUCUGUCCGUUCGAUGGCUGUAACAAAAAGUUCGCUCAAUCCACCAAUCUCAAGUCUCACAUUCUAACCCACGCCAAGGCCAAACGGAACAACAGCGGUGGCAGUGGCGGCGGAGGAAGUCGGAACAGCAACUCCAUGGCGUCACAUCCGAUGGUUAGUGUCCCGUCGCAGUCGAUGGUCAAGAUGGAAACGGUGGAAAUCUACAACGAUCCGCAGUACAUCGUCUACACCGACUAGGUGCGCUAGAGGGAAGCCCCCGCGGAUGGAGGAAUUAUCCGAGGAACACAUCUCAGGAGGAGUUUGUAGUAGGAUGUUGAAGAAUGCGUGUGGCUGCGUGUCCAACCGAAUCAAUCCCCUUUUUCCAUUGUACAUUUUUAGCUUAAAAUCCCCUCACACAGGUAGGAACUUCAUAGAUUAUCACCAUUUCUUUUAGAUCCACAUUAGAAUUACUGUCGGCAUGAAGCGGAAAAGUUUAUGAAGCACAUAAUACGAAUUGAAAACCCCGGAUUCGUUUCAUUUUUAUUCGACACUGAACUGUAAAUAGCUUGCAAAGUCGUUCCACCCCCGCAAACAAUUAAGAAGUUUGGACUCGGUUUGCGGUUUUUAGCUGUACCUCCACCUAAUGGUCUCUUCGAUUUAACCUGGAUUUAUGUUAGACUAAUCGUAGGUACCGAUAGUGCAUAAUAUCAAUCAAUUUCGGUUUUGUCGGAUGCCGCGUGUUGAUUAGAUUUUUUUUCCUGAGCUCGCGAGAAGAUUGGAAGAAGCGCAUCCGCGCAGAGUAACAAGAUUCCCAGGAAGUUUUCCGGGAAGAACUAGGAAUACAGCAAAUAACUGUCUAUUAUAUUUUUUAAAACAUUAAUGUGCAAACAAAACAAAAAUAAAUUCUGGUAGUGUAAAAAGUAGA